Molecule: messenger RNA, 1381 nt
Organism: Neurospora crassa OR74A
Lineage: Eukaryota; Fungi; Ascomycota; Sordariomycetes; Sordariales; Sordariaceae
Exons: 2
Coding region: 1-996 (331 amino acids)
Source: RefSeq, a predicted model, not a curated record
AUGUCAGCUACCGCUCCCAAGAUCAUCACGAUAGGGUAUGCCCACGAAGCCCUGGACAGGUUUGUAGAACAAAAGGUCAACAAAAUCGGGAGGAACCUGGAAAUUCUGCGGAAGGAACCUCCUGUCAGAAACAUCAAUCUUCGCAAAGACAUCGGGUCGGUAAACUUGGCGGUGGGCGGGAACCUAGAAGCCGUGUUUGUACAGCUCAAUGGUAAACAGGCUACAGCGGAAUGUGACGUGUGCAAGAAGAGUCUAGGACCAUUUGUCGGUUGUGUUCAACACCCGAGUGUUGGCGAUGGUUCAUGUGCAAAUUGCCUGUAUAGGCGUCAGGGACUCAAAUGUACACAUCGUGUUUCGAUGGACAUCGACAGUGACGACCUCCCGCUCAUUCAAAGUCGCAAGACGCAGGACCCCAAUGUACACCCGCCACCUUGCACCAAGAAGAAUGUCAAAAAGCAAAGAAGGACCAUCGAAACUGAGACGGCUAGUCAUACUGAGGCAGAGCCGCCAAUUCAUGGCCCCGGCACAGCGCUUGGUUCGGCUGCAGACCACUGGCUAAAAAGUCUAGCCUUCAGCAAGUACGCUUCCCCAGCUCCCACUCAAGGAGAAAAAGCGAACAACGACUAUGCGCCUAACCCGGGACACUUCGAAAACGGGAACUAUACGUCUAGCUCUGGACUCCUCGAGAACAACAACUACACUCUGAGCCAAGCACCUGCGGUCAUGGGAGGCAACGACUACGCCCCCAGCCCGAUGCCGUUCAAAGGAACCAUGAAUGACAUUCUCGACCACGAUGCCAGCAAGCCGAUGCUUGCGUACCUGCCCAAAAAUGUUUCCCCCGAGGUGUUGCGCUCCAUAGCUCAAUACCACCAGGACCUUGCGGACGACCUCCGCAUGGAAGCCAAGAGGCUUGAGAAGGAGAUGCGACAAGAGCGCGAGCGUGAGCGUGAGCGUGAGUGGGGAGCACGGGCUGUCAGACAAGCGCAAUAUGAAUGAAUGAGUGUUCCGAUCCGCCGGUCGAUCCUCGUCAUCCAGGAGUUCGAAGAAGUCUCCCGUUUUCUUUGAUUAUUCGCUUUUCUUUUUUUCCCUCUUACUGGCUGGUUUGCAUUAGCGGGCGUGAAUGAGGUAUACCCCAUGGCGGCCUUGAAGGAAGGCAAUGGUUUUGACAUCUGGAAGGCGUUAUGAAAGACUGAUGUAGGACAACAUGUAGACGAUGAGAAAAGCCCGUCUUGGUUUUGGGAAGGUUCUAGAAAGUCGGAAACUGUCCCGUGGCUCCAUAGGUCCAUAGUAGGCAUGGUGGUAGCACUCCAGGACAUUUUGUCAACUGUGAUAUCUACAAAAAAGAACCAAGAGAUCUGAUUAUCUGUCUUGUCACUCGAAC